Brugia malayi is the source of this 852-nucleotide messenger RNA. RefSeq lists its product as uncharacterized. The transcript is spliced from 7 exons. NCBI's taxonomy places the organism in Eukaryota, Metazoa, Nematoda, Chromadorea, Rhabditida, Onchocercidae. The record is from RefSeq and is a predicted model, not a curated record. Bases 1 to 852 code for a protein of 283 amino acids.
AUGAAUGAUGAUGAAACAAUACAAACGGAUGACAUCGAUCAAUUGGGCGGAGGCUAUUGGAACACAAAUUUUGAAUUGCAGACUGAUUACACCCGACAAAGUAAAAGAAGGCAUUUCGGUCUAGAAGUUGGCGAUGUUACAUUUUAUGUUGACCCUAUUGAAAUGUCUAAGAAAUCACUCUAUUUCGAGCUUCUUACAACCAGUAAUCAUUUCAUGGAAGGGAUUCGCGGUACCAGUCGUUUAUACGAUAAGAACGAUGAUAUUGCAUGCAUGUUGAAGUCUACGUGCCCUACAACUUUCAACAUAUAUCCACGAAUCAUUCGGGUGCAGUCAAUUCCAGCACUUGCUCGUUUGGCCGAUAAAUACAAUUUGAAAAUUUUGCAGCUUAAUUGCGAGUAUUUUGCUCUGAGAGCAAAUUUCCAAAAAUAUGGAAAUAAUGUCUUGGUUAAAUUGCUUCAGACAGCAAUUAUGUAUAAUUACGAUUCGAAACUUCGAGAAAAUCUUAUCAAAGAACUAAUGAAUCGCUCACAAUUUCUCAACAAUUCAGUGAACAAUGAAUUGACAAAGGAAAUUUGCAGUAUCAUCGUAAAAUAUAGUUUAAAACAUAAUGGUAAGGAUACAGUCAAAGGUGUAUGUCGUAGUUGUGGACAGCAGAAAACUAGUGAUUCCAAUGCUGGAAAUCGUUGCAGUCUGUGGAAAUGUGAACGGUGUAAUUGGAUGUACUGCUUGGAGUGUAAGUCGAUCCCAUGCGUUAUAGAAGUAGAAGAAUAUCUUAGGAUUGCAUUUGAAAAGUAUGAAAUGGAAGAACUGAGGAAAGAAGCUGAAUCUCAGAUGACUGAAAAAAGAAGCUGA